This is a messenger RNA of Dufourea novaeangliae, 2055 nucleotides long. RefSeq names its product adenosine deaminase CECR1-like. The record is from RefSeq and is a predicted model, not a curated record. NCBI's taxonomy places the organism in Eukaryota, Metazoa, Arthropoda, Insecta, Hymenoptera, Halictidae. The coding region runs from base 216 to 1730 and encodes 504 amino acids. Gene Ontology annotation, biological process: inosine biosynthetic process; adenosine catabolic process. Gene Ontology annotation, molecular function: adenosine deaminase activity. The transcript is spliced from 4 exons.
UCAGCGUUCUGUCCGCGAGACAACGACUGUGGUGGACAAAGUACACGUGUGUCUCUCAGACGGAGGAAACGGAUCAGCCAGUAGUACGUGAACUGUCGGGACGAUCGGAUCGAGAGAUCCUAUCUGUGUGUGAAUCGCGGCGUAAUCCAGCCAGCAGCACGUGACGAAAUUACACCGGCUACCAAGGGACCGUACACAUAGAUUACACAUCGAUCAUGAAAGGAUCUGUACUUUCGUUGACAGUGCUACUUGGCCUGGCGUGCGUGACGAUCGCGAUGCCGCGAAUUACUUACAAGUCCCUACGUACACAAAUACUCGAGUACGAAGAACGAAUGAUGUUAGGUGGCAGCCUGAGCCUGAACCACGACGAACGGGCGGCAAACGAUGUCCUGAUGCACGCCAAGAGGAAGGAACUGGAGCACGGCUUCAAGGAUCUCAAGAAAUUCGCUCCAGGUUGGAGCUUCCUCUCGGCGAAGAAGGACAUCGACAAGUCUAAAAUCUUCCACUUCCUGCGUCGGAUGCCGAAGGGUGCGGUGCUUCACGCACACGACACAUCCAUGGUUUCAACGGAUUACAUAUUCCAGAACAUCACGUACCGCGAUAAUCUGUACGUCUGCGAGAUCGACGGGACCGUCAAGCUUCAGUUCUUCGAGAAACCGCCGAACGAAACGUCCUGCCAUUGGGAGCUGCUGAAGGAUGUACGCAAGCAUCCGGACCGCGCGAAGAACGUUGACAAGAAAAUCAAGAACGGAAUGUCGAUGGUUUGCAGCGAUCCCAACGAAACCUAUCCGGACCUCACUAAAGCAUGGAAGAAAUUCAGUGACAUAUUCGGGUUCAUGAAACCCAUAGUCACUUUCCGACCUGUCUACGAAGAUCAUUUCUUGAGGGCACUCGAAGAAUUGUACGAGGACAAUGUGAUGUACCUAGAGCUGCGAUCUACUUUGCCCACUUUGUACGACUUCGACGGCACCAAAUACGGGCCGAAGAAUGUUGUCGGUAUCUACAAGAACCUUGCCGAUAGAUUCAAGAAGGAUCACCCAGACUUCGUCGGUGUGAAACUGAUCUACGCGCCUCAAAGAUUCGUCGAUCACAAACGAGCGGAAGAUUACAUCAAGAUUCUGAAAGAGCUGCAGGAGCUAUAUCCAGACUUCGUGGCAGGUUUCGAUCUAGUUGGGCAAGAGGACAAUGGGAAUACACUCGAGUACUUCGCGGAUAUGUUGGAGAAGAUCGAGCCAACUACGAAAUUCUUUUUCCAUGCGGGUGAGACGAAUUGGUAUGGCACGUCGACGGACGAGAACCUUGUCGACGCAAUUCUGAUGAACACACGACGUAUUGGUCACGGGUACGCGCUAACGUAUCAUCCCUUCCUACUUGAAAUGACGAAGCGAAUGGACAUCGCGAUAGAAGUGAACCCGAUUUCGAAUCAAGUUCUGAAGCUCGUCGACGACUUAAGGAACCAUGCCGCCAGACGACUGUUCGCCGAGGGGUAUCCAAUAGUCAUUUCGAACGAUGAUCCAGGAUUUUGGGGCGCGCGAGCUUUGAGCUACGACUUUUACGAAGCCUUUAUGGCACUCAUGUCCGAGCAUUCGGACUUGAGAGGACUUAAGCAACUGGCUAUGAAUUCUCUUAUUUACAGCAGCUUAAAUGAACAGGAUACGAAAGCUGCGCUACUGCUUUGGGAGAAGAAAUGGAACCAUUUCGUGAAGGAUAUGGUUAAAGAACGAUUCUAGGAACCCAAACCGCGAAAUUUUGUUUUUAUAGAAAAUGUGACGACUCGAAGAUUUAUAUCUUCAUGAGUGAUCAUGCAUGGCACAACAACAGCUCGCGAUUAUUUUUGCGUGUACAUAUUGACGCAUGUUACAUACUUCCUCCUCGAUACACCAUUAAGCUCACAUGUAUACUUAAUCACCGCAGGAUGGCCGAUGACAAAACCGGUUCUUAAUACAACUUCUUUUGUUACAGGACAUACAUAACGCGGUUCAUUUAAGUCGUGUAUGAAUCUUUGAAUUGUAUACGAAUAAAAAAACUUUACAAAUGCACUAGGCAGUUUAAGUA